This is a messenger RNA of Helobdella robusta, 942 nucleotides long. RefSeq lists its product as hypothetical. Gene Ontology annotation, biological process: signal transduction; chloride transmembrane transport; regulation of membrane potential. NCBI's taxonomy places the organism in Eukaryota, Metazoa, Annelida, Clitellata, Rhynchobdellida, Glossiphoniidae. The transcript is spliced from 8 exons. Gene Ontology annotation, cellular component: neuron projection; synapse; membrane. Gene Ontology annotation, molecular function: neurotransmitter receptor activity; extracellular ligand-gated monoatomic ion channel activity; GABA-A receptor activity. The record is from RefSeq and is a predicted model, not a curated record. The annotation marks the transcript as partial.
AACGCAAACAGAUUGCUGGAGAGGCUGACGUGGGGCUACGAUAAGAGGCUGAGACCAAACUACCACGGGGAUCCAGUUGAAGUGAGCAUAACUUUGACGAUUUUGAGUGUCAGUUCUGUUUCCGAAGCUAAUAUGGACUUUACGUUGGAGUUUUACUUUCGUCAGUUGUGGCAAGAUAAGCGACUGGAGUUUGAGAAGUUGAAGGAAGAGUUGUGCAUCAGCAACGAGAUGUUAGAAACAAUUUGGUGGCCCGACACAUUCUUCGCAAAUGCAAAAUCUGCCAACUUCCACGCCGUAACUACGAAGAAUGCCUUCCUGAGGAUCAAGCAUACAGGAUGGGUCACCUUGAGUUUGAGAUUAACAGUUACAGCCAUAUGCAAGAUGGACCUCUCUUACUUCCCACUCGACUCACAAAUCUGCUCUCUGGAAGUGGAAAGUUACGCCUACUCGAUGAGGCACAUCAUAUAUAGAUGGCACCCCUCCUCUCCUAUCAACAUCUCCAACGACAUCCAACUUCCGCAAUACAGACUUUCCGCUUAUCGAACCAAAGAUAAAAUCGUCAACACAAGCACUGGGGAAUAUUCCAGACUAGCGUGCGACAUACUGCUGGAGCGAAGCCUGGGCUACUACGUCAUCCACAUCUACAUCCCCGCCAGCCUCAUCGUCGUCCUCUCAUGGAUCUCCUUCUGGAUUCACAGGGACUCUGCCCCCGCCAGGACCACUUUGGCAGGCAUAACGACAGUCCUGACGAUGGCCACACUGAUUUCGAGUACGAACGCCUCCCUGCCGAAGAUCAGCUACCUGAAAAGCGUGGACGUCUACCUCAUCAGCUGCUUCGUCAUGGUCUUCGCCGCCAUCCUCGAGUAUACCUGCGUCAGUUAUCUCGGUUCGUUCGUUCGUCUCUCUCUUUCUCUCUCUCUCUCUCUCUCUCUCGCUAUAUAA